AAUUCAUGCCAAAUGGCAUGGGAAUGGGGCCAUCUUUUCCAGGCCCCGGAUCUCGCACUCCGUCUCUCGUCGGGUCCCUGCAGAGCUCCCCAGCCCCAUCUAUGUACGCAUCACCAUCUCUUCUUUUCUCUUGUCAAUGGUCGCAAUGUCACAUGUCUUUCGCCACUCUGGAAGAGCUCAAAGCGCAUGUGGACUCUCAACAUCUUCAUCUUCCUGGGGUACACUGUGCCCACGUGGCACCACCUCUCCAUCAUACACAUGUUCCUAUCCAGGCCAUGUUCGACCCAUCGUUGUUCGGUAUGGACCAGAACGGCGCUACCGAAUGUUUGUGGGGCGAUUGCGGUUCCGAACUGCCGCCAGAGCUAGAGCCAGGAAGCAUCGCGAGCGCCCUUGCAAUGGCCGAACAUCUGCUGCAAGACCAUUUGAACCUCGGACCGAUGGACAUCGAUCCGUCCCUCAGUCAUCCGACUCCAGUAGCGUCAAUGCCGACCAUUUCUCCCGUUUCCCCAACUUUUUCUCUCAACAGUCAAACGGCUUCCCGCGCCUCUUGCUCGACAACAGAAGAGCACGUAUGCGAAUGGCAGAAUUGCAAUGCUGUGUUCAGCUCGGCAGCGGAGCUCAUGCAUCAUCUUACGAAUUAUCAUGUCGGAUCGGGGAAGAACGAAUAUUGGUGUCGAUGGCGCGGAUGCGACCGUAACUCCGAAGGCAGAGCCUUUGCUAGUAAGCAAAAGAUUCUGCGGCAUGUGCAGUCUCAUACGGGUUAUCGCCCCUAUGAGUGCGACGUCUGUCACCAGUUCUUCUCGGAGCCGGCAACUCUGCAGCAGCACAAGAGGCGACACACAAAUGAGAGGCCAUUCGUCUGUGAUUAUCCUGGUUGCAACAAGGCAUUCGCUAUUGCUGGCGCCCUCACAAUCCAUAAGCGCACGCACAAUGGCGAAAAACCAUUCAAGUGCACCUACUGUGACCGAGCAUUUUCUGAAUCUUCCAAUUACACCAAGCAUUUACGUACGCAUACUGGUAGCAAGCCUUAUCUCUGCCCGGAAAUGGGCUGUGGCAAGCGCUUCUCACGCCCCGAUCAACUGAACCGUCAUCUGCAAACUCAUAAGACUGCUGCACAUGCGCGCACCUCGAUGGAUGAGAGCGAUGAUGAUGGACUGUAACAGUAUCACUGGGUUGAAUGGAUCCCUCACAACUGCUUUCUUGUAGCCAAGACUGUAUUUUUCAUCAUACGCUCGUUGUGUAGAGUGUAACAACCGUCUGCAUGCAAU
Molecule: messenger RNA, 1268 nt
Organism: Dacryopinax primogenitus
Lineage: Eukaryota; Fungi; Basidiomycota; Dacrymycetes; Dacrymycetales; Dacrymycetaceae
Exons: 5
Coding region: 18-1160 (380 amino acids)
Biological process (GO): regulation of transcription by RNA polymerase II
Cellular component (GO): nucleus
Molecular function (GO): DNA-binding transcription factor activity, RNA polymerase II-specific; RNA polymerase II cis-regulatory region sequence-specific DNA binding
Source: RefSeq, a predicted model, not a curated record